GCCUUGAACGCUCAGCGCUUAUUACUGAGAGACAACUCACACCAGUUUAUCUCAGAGCAAACAUUUACUCUGAUUGGAGGUAUAAACUGAAGACCGUUUCGGGACUACGCUCAGAAAAUAAUCAUAUGCAGUAAAUAUCGAUGUGCGCAUCACAUGCACCAUCAAUUUUUUGCACACCGGCUGUUUGUGUUUUCUUUUCCAUCAGAGGAGGAAUGUUUCUGCUCCAGUUAACUGAAACGUAUAUUCUGACCCCCACAAUGGGCCGACCUUAGUCAGGACAAACGAGCACAGCAUAGUUCCUCGCUUUCUUUUUUCUCGAGUUAUUCAUAUGACUCACUCUGCUGCAAUCCAGUAUUCACACAAUAGUCCUUCAGUAUGUUAUUGAGUGCAAACGCUCCUGCUGUAACUCUUUUAGGAGUGUAAAUGCGGGAAAGUGUGAUCUCCGAGGAUGUGCGAGUCAUCAAGCGGGAGUUAUGGAGGCUCCACAAGCUCCUGACGGAUCUCCCUGAUGAUAUGCUGGAUGACAGUGCUGACUGCUCCUCUCCAGAGCUCAACCACUCCACCUGCAGUCAUCCAGAAGACAACAACAGACCACAACAGGCCUGGAAUGUGCCGCAGUGGGAGCAUUCAAGACCUUCCCAUGAGGAACACUAUGAGGAGUACGCUGAAGGCUCUUAUCAUGAGGACUACAGCUAUAGGAGUCACACGUCUCAGGCAAACACUCACCCUCAUCACCUCCAGCCCGGGACAGAGAAUGCACCCUCAGCCUGGGACCCACAUAAUGACCAGAGCUACCAGUACCACAGUGGAGACUACGCACACUCAUCUGCAGGGACGGAUGGGUCUCACGCCAAUGACUUCUCCACUGAAGAGCAGAGCUCAUUCCCCCAUAAUGCUCUUCAGCAUCAGCCAGGCUAUCAUGAAGAAGAGGCCCAGGGUCAUGGAGAGCAGAUCAGCAUCACAAACCACAUUCAGGUUUUUAAUAAUGGAGCAGCUGUGAACAAACCAACUGACCACUUUAAGGCCACUUACCAGCCACAUCAACCUUCAAACCAGCCCAAGAUGUUCAAUCCUCAAGUGAACAAUCAGAAUGGCCGCUUUGAUCAGCUUCAGAGGGACUUCCUGGACUCGACACAGAAUACAGCAGAUGGUCAGCAGCUGGCGCAGCUACAGAUUUUAAAGCAAGCUCAAUCCAGACAGAUCGACGAGCUGGAGCAGAAACUGGAGGACUGCCGGAGGAGGAUGAGAUAUGUGGAGCAUCAGUUCGCCAUCGUCAAAGAUGAGAAAGACGGGCUGGCAGUUUCUCUGAAGGAGUCCAGCACACUGGUGGAAGAGGCGAAAGAAAGAGAAGCUCAGCUGCAGGCCAGAAUCAGAGCUCUGGAGAAACAGAUUCAGUCUCUCACAGACAGAGAGCAAGAGAUAGUGAAGCAGCAGCGUGUGGCUGAGGCAGCGAUGGACAGCAUGAAGCUGCAGAUGGUGGAGUUGUGCCGCUCGGACACACUCACUCGAGCACGAGAGCAGCACGACAGAGACACGGCCGCCAUCCGGGAGCAGUAUGAAGCUCGACUGCUCACCCUGCAGCAGAAACUGGAUUCCCAGUCGGAGAGUCUAGACAAGCAGGCUGAGGCAGGUCAGCGGCUGCUGGAUCAGGUCCGUCAGCUGGAGCGUCAGAGGGAAGAGGAUCAGAUGGACAGAGCCUCGGUCAUCAACACCCUCACGCACCGCCUGGAGGAGAGCCAGCAGCAGUGUGCCAAACUGCUCCACACUGGCUCUGUGCAGGAGAUGAGCCAGUUACAGAUGAAGCUCCAGCAGGUCCAGUCCGCUCGCACCAUCAGUGAAGACAUCAGCAAAGCCCUGCAGGAUGAACUGAGCGAACUGAAAGAGCAGAUCAAUCUGUAUGAGUCGGCCAUUAAAUGCGGAGCCCUGGAGUCUAACGGAGACUGGGAGAACCAGCUGUCUGAGUCCUACAUGGAUCUGGGGAUCAAGAAGUCCAAGUGGAGAAAUGGACGAAUCCACAGCACACCUCAUAUUUCAGACUCGAACUUGAAGGAGGACGUGGUGCGCGAGCUGAAGAAUGAGCUGCAGCGAUGCUUGAGUCACUUGAAGAGCAAACGGCUGAAGAUCUCCGAGCUGCAGGAGGAACUGAGACGCUCACAAAGCAGAAUUGAGACACUGGAGACACGCAUACAGCAGGCUGACAGGACCAUACGGGACUCUCAGGUGAGGGAGAGCAGUUUGGAGAAACAGCUGGAGGAGUCUCAAGUCACAGCUGGCCCUCAGGAAGAACUCAGCAGACUGCAGGAGAGACUGGAGGUUCUGGAGAAGAGGAAUCAGGAGCUGAAGCAAAGUGAAGACAAACUAAAAGCAGUGAACUCUGAACUCUGCACCAAGAUGAGGGAGAUGAUCCAGGAGCUGGACCAGGAGAAACAGGAGGCAGCAGAGAGGAAUGAGAGGACUCAGCAGCAGUUCAGAGAUGAUGUGGUGAACGGUGUCCGUGAGCAGCUCACACAGGAACACACAGCUCACAUCCAGCAGCUCAGCAGCCAACAUCAACAACAAAUCCAACAGCUCCAGUCAAAGCUGACGGAUCUCAGUCAGGAAGUGUUAGCGGUACAGGAAUGCUACCUUGCGGUUUGCAAAGAGAAGGACAAGUUGGAGGAAAAUCUCCACAACAAACUUGAAGAAGAGAGGACAUCGAAAGAAAAGGAGCGGCUUCAGAAGUCUGAGGAGGAGGAGGUGAGGAAGGCCAGGCAGUUGGACACUUGUGAGGGAGCGUGCCAGACCAGUUCCUCUGAGACGGCGGGUCGGCUGAUUUCAGAGGAGGAGCUGGAGGUCCAACUUGGUGCUCAGAGAGACACGCUGCUGCGAGAGGCUGCGGCAGCACAAAGCAGAGCCGUGGAGGAGGCUGUGCGGCAUGCGGAGAGAGAGAUGCUGGAGAAACACACUGAGGACAUCACAACUCAGGUCGAAGGUGCGAUAUCGAGGGCUCGUUCUCGAUGGCUCCAGGACUUGACUUCCCUUCCAGAAUACAAAAGCAGCCUGCAGACAGAGAAGGCUGAAUGGGAGAGACUUCAACAGCAGCACGUCCAGGAACAGGUCUCUUCAGCGGUGAAGUCAGCGGAGGAGCGGUGGCAGGACACACUCCGCUCUAAAUGCAGUGAGCUGGAGGAUGGAAACAGGAGAUUAGAGGAGCUCCAGGAAGAAGUUCUGACCCUCAGUGCUGAGCUGGAGCGCUCGAGUCAGGAGCGGGACGCCCUCGUCAAAGCAGAGCUGGCUGCAGCCCGAGACGCCUGGAUCAGGGACAAGCAGGAGGACAUGUCCCGCCUCAGGGUGCAGCUCCAGAGAGAGCACAAGCACAAACUACAAGCUGUCCUGGAGCAGAACCUGGAGCAAACUGGCAAGCAGAGAGAGACGGAGCUGCAGAGAGUCAUCAGAGAGAAGGAGCAGGAGUGGAGCGGCGAACAGGAGAGCAGACUGCAAGAGGAGAGGCAGAAGCUGCUGGAGGAGCUGCUACAGGACCUGAAGGAGGCGCUGCAGGAGGGAGAGGAGAGGAGAGAGAGUCCUGAGGAUACAGAAACCACCAGAUCCAGAGUCUGGGAGAUCUGCAGACAAUCACUCAGCCAGGCCAAGCAGGAGUGGGAGAAGAGCAGUGAAGAUAAGCUGAGACGUGUGCUGAAGGAAGCCCAGGAGCGUCACGAGGCAGAGAUCGCAGGUCUGAGGAAGCAGAGUGAAUGUGGAUCUCCUGCAUGUGCUGAGGCUCUUUCCAAACUCCAGAAGAAGAACCAAGAUCUCCAGCGGCAUCUGGAAAAGGCCUGUCGUCAGCUGCAGAGGAGCGUACGAGAACACAAAAACACCCUGCAGAGAAUAAAAGAUGAGCACGAGGCAGCGCUGCAGAAGGAGCAGCAGCGUCAUCUUAAAGCUCUCGAGGAACUGAAACAAACCUCAAAUGCUGAAGCACUUACAAGUGGUUCAGUCGGCCAGCAGAAUCUUCAAGCAGGUCUUGAGGAAAUGAAGGAGCAGUACAUGAAGGCAGUGGAGAAAAUCAAAGGAGACAUGCUGCGUUACCUGCAGGAGAGUAAGGAGCGUGCGGCAGAGCUGAUCAAGACUGAGGUCCUGAAGGAGAGGCAGGACACGGCCCGGCGAAUGCGCAGGUAUUACCUCACCUGCCUGCAGGAGCUGCUGGAGGACGGAGGACAGAGCGCAGGAGCAGAGAAGAAAAUCAUCAACGCUGCUAGUAAACUGGCCGCCAUGGCUAAAGUCCUGGAGACCCCGGUGGCCAAACGCAAGCAUCCGAGAAUGCAGAACGCUUAUGGUGGAUCAGACAAAACAGACCCUGAAACCUGUGAUUCUCCUGCUAAAAUGCUGGGUGCUGUCUCAAACGGAGCUGAAGCACUCAAAAAUGGUAAGGACAAGCAGAUCCAUCAGAUCUACAAUCAAACCUACACAUCCUUGAUGUCAAAGCAAAGAGCUAUCAAACCAAAAGCCUUCGAAACAGAUUCCCUGAAGCCUCCAGUAGCGUCUAAAGAUCCUUUCACUGCUGGUCAGGUAACUCAGAAACACACACACUUUGCUCAUGAUUGUGUUUUUGACAGCGAUAUCAAGACUCCUAAUGUCACUCUGAGAAAACAGAGCAGGGAAAUGUGCAUGGGUGGUGGCUUUGAGUCUGGAAGAGCAGAACUAUUAGCCAAUCGACCUUUUUUAAUUGAAGAAGCUCCCGUUCGGGAUGACGGACAGAGUGAUUGGAGUUUAACCAGUAACAGCUCCAGUGUUCACCUGACGUCCUCUUAUCCCGGGUCUGAGAAGCCUUUGUUGGUGAAUUCAAUAGGCGGUUUGGACUUUGAACGCUCCAUCGGCGAUAACUCUGAUGUUACGAUAUACAAGGAGAUCAUUCAACCGCAGUCUUACUCUAAACCCAAUGUGUUUGUGGACAGAAGAACAAAUAAACACAGAGAGCCGAUCCCGGGAUCAGAAGGACACGGUGUCCGGAAAAUGUGUCCAAAGAGCUUGUUUUCCGAGUUGAAAGUGCAUCAGCAGGACAGCGGGUUCGACAGCCCGUUGGCACUGCUUCAGAAAUAAAUAAUGAACAUAAAAGAGUUGUGUUCUCGGUUUAUGGUCUGCAGUGUUCGUCUUUUGUACCGUCUGUGCAUGGAUUUGUUACUUUUUAACUUAAUAAAACGACCUAGUUUUACAUUAA
Danio rerio (zebrafish) is the source of this 5194-nucleotide messenger RNA. NCBI's taxonomy places the organism in Eukaryota, Metazoa, Chordata, Actinopteri, Cypriniformes, Danionidae. The record is from RefSeq and is a predicted model, not a curated record.